Mus pahari (shrew mouse) is the source of this 2620-nucleotide messenger RNA. It is a transcript of the gene Cdh9, whose product is annotated as cadherin 9. Gene Ontology annotation, cellular component: catenin complex; adherens junction; plasma membrane. NCBI's taxonomy places the organism in Eukaryota, Metazoa, Chordata, Mammalia, Rodentia, Muridae. Bases 205 to 2571 code for a protein of 788 amino acids. Gene Ontology annotation, biological process: multicellular organism development; cell morphogenesis; calcium-dependent cell-cell adhesion. The record is from RefSeq and is a predicted model, not a curated record. The transcript has 12 exons. Gene Ontology annotation, molecular function: cadherin binding; calcium ion binding.
CUGCCUGUGUGAGUUAAAAGUGGUGCUGAAAGAGAGGCACAGAGAGAUGCAUGAAGAUUCGGCUGGGGAGACACUGUAAAAAGGGGAAAGGAAGGGAUGAGACAGGAGCAACAACAGAAUCAACCCUGCUGAGCAAGGCUAACUCCGUUCCAUUGCUAAACAAGGCUAUACCUUGAAAUUUUCAUCCUUCUAAAGUAGAAGAUAAUGAGGACUUUCCAUUGUCUUCAACUGGUCAUCUGGACUUGCAUUUUCCAUGUGGUUGACAACAGCGCAUUACAAGGAAAGGAUAACAGCCACUUCCUGCGAAGGAUAGUGAAUCUGAGAAAGGAUGAGGGUAAAAUGCUCCAUCGUGCCAAGCGUGGAUGGAUGUGGAAUCAGUUUUUCCUGUUAGAAGAGUAUACAGGUACAGACACUCAGUAUGUAGGAAAGCUUCACACUGACCAAGAUAAAGGAGAUGGAAAUUUAAAAUACAUAUUGACAGGAGAUGGAGCUGGAAAUCUGUUUGUUAUAGAUGAAAAUACAGGAGAUAUUCACGCUGCAAAGAGACUAGACAGAGAAGAAAAAUCUCUUUACAUUCUUCGUGCCAAGGCUAUAGACAGAAAGACUGGGCGACAAGUGGAGCCAGAAUCUGAGUUUAUCAUUAAAAUCCAUGAUAUCAAUGACAAUGAACCAAAAUUCACGAAAGACCUCUAUACAGCCAGUGUUCCUGAAAUGUCUGGAGUUGGUACGUCUGUUAUACAAGUAACUGCCACCGAUGCAGAUGAUGCUAACUAUGGGAACAGUGCCAAAGUGGUCUACAGCAUUCUUCAAGGACAGCCAUACUUUUCAGUGGACCCGGAAUCAGGCAUAAUAAAGACUGCAUUGCCAGACAUGAGCAGAGAAAACAGAGAGCAAUACCAAGUUGUUAUUCAGGCUAAGGACAUGGGCGGCCAGAUGGGAGGCCUCUCUGGCACCACCACAGUGAACAUCACCCUAACAGAUGUCAACAACAACCCUCCUCGCUUCCCACAGAGCACUUAUCAGUUUAAUUCUCUGGAGUCGGCACCUCUUGGAACUCAUCUUGGAAGGAUAAAAGCCAAUGAUCCAGACCUGGGGGAGAAUGCCGAGCUGGAAUACAGCAUUUCAGAAGGAGACGGAUCAGACAUGUUUGAUGUGAUCACUGACAAAGAUACACAGGAAGGGAUCAUAACUGUCAAAGAGAAUUUAGAUUUUGAAAAGAAAAUGUUGUACACUUUAAGAGUGGACGCAAGUAAUACCCACCCUGAUCCUCGAUUCUUACACCUUGGACCUUUCAAAGACUCAGCCAUGGUUAAGAUAUCUGUGGAAGAUGUAGAUGAGCCCCCUGUGUUCAGUAAGCUCUCUUACUUGAUGGAAGUGGAUGAAGAUGUAAAGGAGGGGAGUAUCAUUGGACAAGUCACAGCAUAUGACCCAGACUCCAUGAACAACAUAAUAAAAUACUCUGUGGACCGGCAUACUGAUAUGGACCGAGUCUUCAGUAUUCACUCAGAAAAUGGCUCUAUUUUCACUCUGAAACCCCUGGAUCGGGAAUCAUCCCCUUGGCAUAACAUCACCAUUACAGCCACAGAGAUAAAUAACCCAAAACAAAGUAGCCAAAUUCCUGUCUACAUCAGAAUCCUCGAUAUAAAUGAUCAUGCUCCGGAAUUUGCUACAUACUAUGAAACAUUUGUUUGUGAAAAUGCGAAGUCUGGCCAGUUGAUUCAAACUAUAAGUGUCAUGGACAAAGACGAUCCUCCCCGAGGACACAAGUUCUUCUUUGAGCCAGUGCCAGAGUUUCCUCUAAACCCAAACUUCACAAUAGUAGACAAUAAAGAUAAUACAGCAGGAAUUGUAACUCGAAAAGAUGGGUACAGCCGCAACAAAAUGAACACCUACCUACUGCCAGUUUUAAUCUUCGACAAUGAUUACCCUAUUCAAAGCAGCACUGGCACACUCACGAUCCGUGUGUGUGCCUGUGAUAACCUAGGGAACAUGCAGUCCUGCAAUGCGGAGGCCCUCAUGCUUGCUGCCGGCCUGAGCACAGGGGCGCUCAUCGCUAUUCUCCUUUGUGUCGUCAUCCUGCUCACUCUAAUUGUGCUGUUUGCUGCUUUGAAGAGGCAACGGAAAAAGGAGCCUCUGAUCAUUUCAAAGGAUGACGUCCGGGACAAUAUUGUGACCUAUAAUGACGAAGGUGGUGGAGAGGAAGACACACAGGCUUUUGACAUCGGCACGUUAAGGAACCCGGAAUCAAGAGAAGACAGUAAACUUAGAAGAGAUGUCAUGCCUGAAACUAUUUUUCAGAUAAGGAGGACUGUACCCCUCUGGGAAAAUAUUGACGUACAAGAUUUUAUCCACCGGAGACUGAAAGAAAACGACUCAGACCCAAGUGCACCGCCUUACGACUCCCUGGCCACUUAUGCCUAUGAAGGGAAUGAUUCUGUAGCCAACUCUCUCAGCUCCUUAGAAUCUCUCACAGCUGAUUGCAACCAGGAUUAUGAUUACCUUAGUGACUGGGGACCUCGGUUCAAAAAACUUGCAGAAAUGUAUGGGGGUAAUGACAGUGACCGGGACUGAGUCGUAUAUGGCUUCAUCAACAUUAGUAGAAACACUAUCUUCGAUACCA